Molecule: messenger RNA, 899 nt
Organism: Serpula lacrymans var. lacrymans S7.9
Lineage: Eukaryota; Fungi; Basidiomycota; Agaricomycetes; Boletales; Serpulaceae
Exons: 7
Coding region: 70-498 (142 amino acids)
Biological process (GO): proteasome assembly
Cellular component (GO): cytoplasm; nucleus
Source: RefSeq, a predicted model, not a curated record
GUCACACGACGAAAUACUCGCAUACAGAGCACGCGCGUCCAUCUCGUUGUUAUUAGCAUUCUCCACCAAAUGGAUUCGUCUUUACGCAUCGUUCCAGCUGCUGCAUCCAAGUCUGCGUCCAUCAGCGGCACAGCAGGCAGUCUUGGCCUCCAUGAUACCCUCCGCUACGGUCCCCGAAGUAUCGCAGCAGAGACGAGAUCUAACACCGCUCUCAAGAAUAGAUUGGAAAGGUGGGAGGAAACUCAGGACAACAUGAAACUCAAUGUACAACGCAACUUGUAUGGUUUGCAUGCACCUGUGCGACUACUCAUGGAACGCAAGAUUGUCACAUCGAACGCCUACACGCCCAUCAUGCCUCAGUCCAAUCUACACCUCGACAUCCUUAUGGGCCGAGAUGAGAGUAUAGAACCCGUCGACUUCUUUGGUGGCAUGGACAAUGGACCACCCUUAGAUAUUCAUUCUGAAAUGGAAAAGAGACUGCGUCUAGCAGCUAAAUGAUCACGAGAUCGAGUGACUUGACUACGUAUAUGCCUUCGCUCAUCGAGGUAUCUACUCUGAGAUUGUCCAUUGACAACCCCAUGUUAGUAAUCUGAGUCCACGGCCUCACAUUUACACUCCCUUUGUUAGCUAUCUGAUCCUAUUAAUUACAAGACCACGAUCUUGAUCACGGAUAAGACUGACCAUGAAGAUUGAACCGUUUACGAUGUGACUAGUACCCCAUUUCCAAGUCUUACCAUAAUCCAUGUCCUAUAGGGAUACCUUCGCUCGCGAGAAUGCCUUGCUCUACCACGUUCCUUGCGCUUACCACACAACCUUCCAAUAGGGGUAUACCGUAGUAAGCAUACGAACCACAAAGCCAUAUGCCAGGUCCUCCUCCCAGACCUGCCGCCGUUGCGCCU